Messenger RNA from Zasmidium cellare ATCC 36951, 1185 nucleotides. RefSeq lists its product as uncharacterized. The transcript is spliced from 2 exons. NCBI's taxonomy places the organism in Eukaryota, Fungi, Ascomycota, Dothideomycetes, Mycosphaerellales, Mycosphaerellaceae. Gene Ontology annotation, molecular function: hydrolase activity, acting on ester bonds. The record is from RefSeq and is a predicted model, not a curated record. The coding region runs from base 1 to 1185 and encodes 394 amino acids.
AUGGCCGGCGAAGAAAGCAACGAUGACUUUCCGUGGCAUCUGGGUGUAUUUGAUGCCCACUGCCAUCCCACCGACACCCUCUCGAGUCUCCAGUCGAUUCCGAGCAUGCGAGCCAAGGUUCUGACGGCGAUGGCCACCCGAGCCCAGGAUCAGGAACUCGUGGCCCAAGCUGCAGACCAAUAUGGAGUCACCGAAGCGGAUAUGGCUGUUGAAGAUAUGGGAUGGAGUGAGGAGCACAAAGUCCUGCCCGCAUUUGGUUGGCAUCCCUGGUUCUCCCAUCAGAUGUUCGACGAGAAUGAAUAUGCUGGUGCCAGUGCAUUGAAUUGGGAGCAGAAAGCAGCCCAUUACCAAAGUGUCUUGACGCCCAAGUCCGAAGACCACGACUUCCUCCAGGCUCUUCCUGAUCCACGCCCAUUCGGCCAUUUUAUCGGACAGACUCGAAAGUACCUUGAGCGAUAUCCACUGGCGUUGGUCGGUGAGGUGGGACUGGAUCGCUCGUUUCGGAUACCUGAGACAUGGUUACCGGGACAAGCGGAGGAGCGAGACGAUGUCUUGACCCCUGGCGGUCGGGAAGGUAGACGACUGAGUCCCUACCGAGUCAGCAUGGACCAUCAGAAAAAGGUCUUGUUGGCACAGCUGGCCCUUGCUGGAGAGAUGCAACGUGCUGUCUCAGUUCACGGGGUUCAAGCCCACGGCAUUGUUUAUGAGACUGUCUCACAGACUUGGAAAGGCCAUGAAAGAAAGGUUGUAUCAAAGAAAGACAAGAAGCGAGCAGAAGCUAUCGCCAAGGCACACGCAGAUGCACCUGAAGCUGGAGAUGAGGGCAAUGAGUCUGCUGGAUCCAAACCGUACCCGCCGCGAAUAUGCUUACAUUCGUUCUCCGGACCUGCAGAGACGGUCAAGCAGUACAUUACACCAAGUAUUCCCUGUGACAUUUUCUUCAGCUUCAGCACCACCAUCAAUGCCUGGUCAGAGACUGGAGAUGGCAAGGUAGAAACCGCGGUUAAAGCUGUGCCUAAUGACCGGAUUGUCGUCGAAAGCGACCUACAUACCGCUGGCAAUCGCAUGGACUCGUACUUGGAAGAGGCAGUACACAAGAUCUGCCAUGUCAAGGGAUGGAAGCUGGAAGACGGUGUCAAACAGCUUGGAUCGAAUUGGAAGCAUUUCGUCUUUGGGACACGUUAA